Molecule: messenger RNA, 5898 nt
Organism: Pelodiscus sinensis (Chinese soft-shelled turtle)
Lineage: Eukaryota; Metazoa; Chordata; Testudines; Trionychidae
Source: RefSeq, a predicted model, not a curated record
GGGUAGUUGUUGCAUAGUGUCGUCCAUCCCAUUUUUCAGUGUGAGGAGGACAAGGUCUGAGCCAACAUGGAGACAGAAUCUCCUCUUCAUUAGACGGAAAAACUUUCUUCCCAACAAAUUUACUUCAAGAAGUGCAUGAUGACCGAAUGUGGAAUUAAAUGGGCUUGUGAGUAUUGUACAUAUGAAAAUUGGCCAUCAGCAAUUAAGUGUACUAUGUGCCGUGCUCAGAGACCUAAUGGAACAAUUAUUACGGAAGAUCCGUUCAAAAGUGGUUCAAGUGAAGUCGGUAGAGAUUGGGAUCCUACAAGCACUGAAGGAGGAAGUAGCCCUUUGAUAUGUCCAGAUUCUAGUGCGAGACCAAGGGUUAAAUCUUCUUACAGUAUGGAAAGUGCAAAUAAAUGGUCGUGCCACAUGUGCACAUACUUGAACUGGCCAAGGGCGAUAAGAUGCACUCAGUGCUUGUCGCAGCGAAGGACCAGGAGCCCCACAGAAUCUCCUCAGUCUUCAGGGUCUGGUUCAAGAUCAGUACCCUUUUCUGUUGAUCCUUGUGAAGAGUACAAUGAUAGAAAUAAACUGAAUACAAGGGCACAGCACUGGACUUGUUCUGUAUGUACAUAUGAAAACUGGGCUAAGGCCAGGAAAUGUGUGGUAUGUGAUCAUCCCAGACCUAACAAUAUUGAAGCAAUAGAACUGGCGGAGACAGAAGAGGCUUCUUCAAUCAUAAAUGAGCAAGACCGAGCUCGAUGGAGGGGAAGCUGCAGUAGUGGUAAUAGCCAAAGAAGAUCUCCUCCUACAACCAAACGUGAAUCAGAAGUGAAAAUGGACUUCCAAAGAAUUGAAUUGGCUGGUGCUGUUGGAAGCAAGGAGGAACUUGAAGUUGACUUCAAAAAACUAAAGCAAAUAAAAAAUAGAAUGAAAAAGACUGAUUGGCUAUUUCUCAAUGCUUGUGUGGGAGUUGUAGAAGGUGAUUUAGCUGCUGUUGAAGCAUACAAGUCAUCAGGAGGAGAUAUUGCACGCCAACUUACAUCAGAUGAAGUACGACUGCUAAAUCGCCCUUCUGCUUUUGAUGUGGGAUACACGCUUGUACAUCUGGCUAUACGUUUUCAAAGACAGAAUAUGCUAGCAAUUUUGCUUACAGAGGUUUCACAACAUGCAGCAAAGUGCAUUCCAGCAAUGGUGUGUCCAGAGCUUACAGAACAAAUCCGGCGUGAAAUUGCUGCAUCUCUUCAUCAACGAAAGGGAGAUUUUGCUUGCUAUUUUUUAACUGAUCUUGUAACAUUUACAUUACCUGCAGAUAUUGAAGACUUGCCACCAACUGUCCAAGAGAAGUUAUUUGAUGAAGUACUUGAUAGGGAUGUUCAGAAAGAACUAGAAGAAGAAUCUCCCAUUAUAAACUGGUCUUUGGAAUUGGGUACGCGUUUGGAUAGUAGACUAUAUGCACUUUGGAAUCGGACAGCAGGGGACUGCCUGCUUGAUUCAGUACUACAAGCUACCUGGGGCAUUUAUGACAAGGAUUCGGUGCUACGGAAAGCUCUUCAUGACAGUUUACAUGACUGUUCACAUUGUGCAUGGAAUGAACUAUGCUCACUAAACGAGGAAUUCUUCAUUAUCUUGUCUUCAGAGUCAUGGUAUUCCCAAAGCUUUGGUUUACAUUUCUCACUGCGAGAAGAACAGUGGCAGGAAGACUGGGCAUUUAUACUCUCUCUAGCUAGUCAGCCUGGAGCAAGUUUGGAGCAGACACACAUUUUUGUACUUGCACAUAUUCUUAGAAGACCAAUUAUAGUUUAUGGCGUAAAGUAUUAUAAGAGUUUCCGGGGAGAGACUUUAGGAUAUACCCGUUUUCAAGGUGUAUAUUUGCCUUUGUUAUGGGAACAGAGUUUUUGUUGGAAAAGUCCUAUUGCUCUGGGCUAUACAAGGGGCCACUUCUCUGCUUUGGUUGCCAUGGAGAAUGAUGGUUAUGGCAAUCGCGGUGCUGGUGCUAACUUGAACACUGAUGAUGAUGUUACCAUUACUUUUUUACCAUUGGUCGAUAGUGAGAGGAAGUUACUGCAUAUUCACUUCCUCUCCGCUCAAGAGAUAGGUAAUGAGGAGCAGCAAGAAAAACUGCUCAGAGAGUGGCUAGACUGCUGUGUGACAGAGGGUGGAGUCCUUGUUGCUAUGCAGAAAAGCUCUCGUCGGCGCAAUCAUCCUCUGGUCACGCAAAUGGUAGAGAAGUGGCUUGACCGUUAUCGACAGAUUCGCCCUUGUACAUCCCUUUCUGAUGGUGAGGAAGAUGAAGAUGAUGAUGAUGAAUGAUGAAAUAAAAAUAAAGUAUCAAUGCAUAGUGUCUGAUGACCCCCAAGUUAGAGUUGUGCUCUAGCAGUUUGUUAUGGAUUGAUUUAAAUCUAGCAGAAACAUGCUGUAAAAGGUUUUUCUUACCAGCAUGGGGAGAGUUCAUCUGCUGUGUGAAGAGAGGUUGGACUACAGUUUGUAAAAAAAAAAACAAAACAAAAAGCUAAUUUUAUCAAGACAAAACAUUAGUUUCUUUCCAGUUGCAAAUCUGUCUCUAAAUGUAUCGCAUGUGGUUGUGUAAGAAGUUGUGUAAUAGGAAAAAAGUAUACCAGCAUCUUCAAAUGGAGAAGGAAUUUCUUUCAAAUAAGGGCACUUACAAAAGCACAUGUUAGAUGGAUAUUUGUUCCUUUUGAGAUUUUACUUUUACAGUAGAAUUUGUAUUCUACAUCAUUUUUUAACUUUUCUGACCCAUUUCCUUGAAAGGCCAUUUUAUGUGAGACCUCACUAAUGCCCAGGUCAGAUUGUGAGGUUUUUUUUUGUUUGCACAAAUUAUCCAGAGCAAGUCAGAAGUACAAACAAGUUCAUUAUUUUAUUAUUUUAGUUACUGUUGUGCCCAUUAUAAUAAAAUCAAAUCUUUAAGGAACAAACUGAAGAAGAGCUACAUUUUUCAUUGAAUGAACAUAACUGUUUUCUGAAAAAUCCUUUCUGCUCUCCAUUAAUAUUUCACUUUGUAACACUUAAGAGUAGUCUCUCAGUAUGCUUCAAAUAUUUAUUUAGAAAAAAAUGUUGUUCCAGAGAUUACAUACUAAACAAUUGUGUGGAGUUACCAACUCAAAUGUGAUUUGAGAAUUUCAUAUUGUCCAAACCCAGUCUUGCUGUGACAUGUACAGUACACAAUUUUACUAUGAGUCUUUCACCCUAGUUAAACAUUGCAAGUGAAAACUACCUUUUACUAGGGACAAUCCCUGAUCAUUUAAAUUUGUGAGAACAUGGCAGCUUUAAUAGUUAACAAAAACCUUCAUUCUAAAGUGAUUUUUUUUUUUAAAGCAAAGCACUGUAUUUUAUAUUUCUCUAUGUAAAUCCGGGAAUUUCUUGCAUGUUGACACUUGUGGCCAUACUUAACAUAUUAAGUCCAGCAUAUAUAUUCAUCAGUAGAAAUUUUAUUGUGAUAAAUUUAGCCAUGUAGUUUAUGGGUAAAGUUUAUCUGAAACCAACCUUGCUUAGAAACACUGAAGGUUUAUGCCAGUUUUUUACAAUGCAAUUCAGAUCUUCUUUAAUAAGCACUUUGAAAACUAUGCGUGGUGGGUGAACAGGGAGCUUUGCAGUAGAUGACCUAGAAUUUCAAAAGAAGAUCCAUAAAGUGCAUAUUUUUGUGUAGUUUAAGGCCAUGGAAACACUAAAGAACUUGCUGCUUUUUCUUCCACAUGCUGCUUCGAUGGUAUUGAAAUGUGUGCACAACUCCUAGAUAAUCUUGGUGACAAAACACCAAACAUAUAGAAAUAAUGAAGUGCUGUAUUAAGUUAGCAAUUUUUCCCUCUCCAAUUUCAUUGAAGUUUAUUAUGAACUGUGUCUUCAAGCUUUUGGCCACUAGGUUUCCUUUGAUUGGUGCAUGCACAGAUUUUCAGGUAACAGAAUGCAUGUUUUUUGCAGUAUAUGUAUGAAUUACCUGAGUGAAAAUAGAAGAAUCACAGAUAGUGAACAGGUUCUAUCUUAUAUAAUAUUGAUUUCAGUUUGCUUUCUAAGUUGUAGUGAGGAAAGUUAAUACCUUGUCCUCAUUCUUCCAAGCUGUUGUUGUUACUUUACAGUGAAAUCCACAUGUACCUUGAGCAGUGGAUAAUUUAAGUAAGUUAAGAGCUCAUGCAUUCAUUUCAGUAUGCUCUGUGAAGUGGUAUUGACAAACACACAAAUAGCAGGUAACACUUUACUUCAUUGAUUAUCUUCCCCCACAUGACAGGCUGUUGCUGCAAGUCAUAUGAAGCAAGAUUCAAAUACCUUCCUUUUGAAAGAUGUUGCAAAAGCAAGAUUUGUCUUUCCUCUAACAUUGGUGGACUGCACCCAAAUUUGACUGACUUGGAGGAACUGCGCAUCCUUUCAUUUUGAAAUUUAGUUUAAUGUCCGUUUACUAUACAAUCAAUUACAGCUUUUGAUUUAAAUAGCAAACCAAACCCCAUACUGUCUAAUAUCUAUGCCUCCCUUUUGUUAUGGAUUGACACUUUUGAUAUUUUUUGUACAGUUUUGCUAAACAUUACUGCUUGCUUCUAAUCUGUAAAUGACAGGUUCAGGCUAACAUGCCUCAUUGUGUUUUCAAAAUUAAGUGAGACUUUUAAACAAAAAACCCUAGGUAAGCCCCACCCCAUUUAUCUGAUGACUGUGCACUUGCAUGCAUUACAAUAGAUGAAAGGGUAAUCAGUUGGCCUUUUCCCAGCACGCAAGCCAAUGUACAUUAAUCUCGGCAUAUAACAUACUUGAAGGCUUGGUGGGGAAGUCCUAUAUUGACCCAAUCGAUAUUAAAUUUACCAUUUGGCAUAGUGGUGAAGACAUAAUAGCACAAUAUUUGGCUUUUUAUUUCAAACUCUUGCCCUGCUGCAUUUGGGAAUUGUCUUUGACUAUUCAUGAAUUCUAAUAGACUUAAUCUCUGUGUUGCUUUUGUUUUAAUAUAUUAAACCAAAGUCUGCUGAAAUCGUCUGGAGUGCUGCUAUAGCAUAGCUUUUAAGCAGCAUUCCUAGACUGUUUCCUACUUUGUUAAUGAAGUAGUAUUGCCGAGCAUUUUUGAAGAAUGCAGAAUUCUUGUUUUAAUUGAGAAGUAACUUUUGUGAGCUUUACUGUAUGAAGUAGUGGCACUUUGGCCACUUUUAUCCACAGUCUAUAUUGUGAUAAACUCUGCUUCACAUUGUCCUUGAUUGAUGGAUGAGCCCCCAUCUUUCCUUGUAUUAGUACAAAAGCAGCAGUAAACUGGCUUGCAGGUAAAGAAAAAGCCACAAAUCUUGAGGAGCAGCUAUUUGGCAUACAUUAUUCUCUCCUUCCCUUGCAUACUAACUUUUCAGUCUGAAAAAACUUGCAGCAUACCACUGUCAUAUUUCUUUGGACCCAGUAAUAUGUCUUAAGUUAGGGUGGACACAUUCUCACCUAUUCCUUGUGUAUUUUGUUGGUGUUUGCACUACAGACAGUUGAAUCCCUCUGUACUGGUCACAACUCCAGAAGUACAGUGUUGUUUUUAAACUGAAGCCUGUUACUAUGAUACUUUGUCUGUAACGUUUGGAUUUUUUUAAAUUCAUUUUUAGUUCUUGUUGAACUGUAAAACUUAAUUGGAAGCUAUUGUCUAAGUUUGCUCUGAUUUGCAUCUGGUCUUAUUUUUCAUAAGUACUGGAUGACAGCAUACAGCAUCUACCAUUUUCUGCAAGAUUUGUGCUGGGACACUUAUUUUCCAGGUUCAAAUUCCACUGCUGGCAAUGGAUGCACUAGGAACUACUGGCACAAAUUAUUCUGUUUCAUAGUACAGUAUUUACAUCCAUCUGAAAUGCAACUACUUAUUUUAAAACACAAUGACAGUACCAACAAGUUAUUUUUAAAAUAGUCACUUCAAACCUUGACAAUAUGAAUUAAAUGAUUUCUCUUGUUUUAUCCUCA